GUGGUGUCUAGAGGAAGCGGAAGUGUCAGAGCAGGCGGAAGUGGUACUGCCCUGAAUACCCUGAGCAGCGAGCGGAGGACGGCUUGAGAAACUCCCAUCCUUGAGCGAAUAAAAUCCUAAGCACGCUAAAUCCUACAAUAUGGAGAAGACUGACCUGGUGCAGAAAGCCAAGCUGGCAGAGCAGGCCGAGCGCUACGACGACAUGGCGGCUGCCAUGAAGUCUGUGACGGAGCAGGGUCAGGAGCUGAGCAACGAGGAGCGCAACCUGCUCUCUGUGGCCUACAAGAACGUGGUGGGUGCUCGCCGUUCGUCCUGGCGUGUCAUCUCCAGCAUCGAGCAGAAGACGGAGGGCAACGAGAAGAAACAGCAGAUGGCCCGUGACUACCGCGAGAAGAUCGAGUCUGAACUCCAAGAAAUCUGCAACGACGUGCUGAACCUGCUCGACAAAUUCCUCAUUCCCAACGCGUCUCAGGCAGAGAGCAAGGUGUUCUACCUCAAAAUGAAAGGAGACUACUACAGAUACCUGUCAGAGGUGGCCUCUGGGGAUGCGAAGAAGACAACGGUGGAAAACUCUCAGAUGGCCUACCAGAACGCCUUCGACAUCAGCAAGAAGGACAUGCAGCCGACACACCCCAUCCGGCUGGGCCUGGCCCUCAACUUCUCCGUCUUCUUCUAUGAAAUCCUGAACUCGCCCGAGCAGGCCUGCUCUCUGGCCAAGCAGGCUUUCGACGAGGCGAUCGCUGAGCUCGACACCUUAAACGAGGACUCGUACAAAGACAGCACGCUGAUCAUGCAGCUACUAAGGGACAACCUUACUCUGUGGACAUCAGAAAACCAGGGAGACGAGGCUGAACCUGGCGACGGAGACAACUAGAGCGCACUU
This is a messenger RNA of Nematolebias whitei (Rio pearlfish), 883 nucleotides long. It is a transcript of the gene ywhaba, whose product is annotated as tyrosine 3-monooxygenase/tryptophan 5-monooxygenase activation protein, beta polypeptide a. Gene Ontology annotation, cellular component: cytoplasm. Gene Ontology annotation, biological process: signal transduction. The record is from RefSeq and is a predicted model, not a curated record. Lineage: Eukaryota; Metazoa; Chordata; Actinopteri; Cyprinodontiformes; Rivulidae.